AUGGAUCAGGCUGACAGAAGCUUGGGGCAAUUCUUGUAUUUUGUCAUUCAAGGGAAGGGAACUACUUUUAUAUUCACUGAUCUCGAUAUCAAAGAGGAAGGAUUCCUUGAAUAUCUGAACAAUAUUUUGUCAUCCGGUGUUAUUUCCAAUCUUUUUACCAAAGAUGAGCAACAAGAAAUAAUAUCUGAACUGACUCCUAUUAUGAAACGUGAAAAUCAAAAACGAACUUUGACGAACGAAUUGGUAAUGGAAUAUUUUCUGAACAGAACUUGUCAAAAUCUUCAUGUAGUACUCUGCUUCUCUCCGGUCAGUGAAGCCUUCCGAUAUCGUGCCAUGCGUUUCCCUGCCCUCAUAUCUGGAUGCACAAUUGAUUGGUUUCAACCGUGGCCUAAAGAUGCAUUGGUUUCUGUAGCUGAUCAUUUUUUGGCAGAAUUUGAAAUUGAAUGCACGAAAGAGGUGAAAAAAGAACUAGUCACAGUUUUAGGAACAAUUCAAGACGUGGUAUCUCAAGUUUCAGUAGAAUAUUACCAAAGAUUCCGUCGUUCAUCUCAUGUCACACCCAAGUCUUAUCUUAAUUUUAUUGGUGGCUACAAAACUAUUUAUCAAAUGAAACAAAAAGAAUUAGGUGAUGGUGCUUUAAGAAUGGAUACUGGACUCGAAAAACUUCGAGAAGCUUCUAUAUCUGUAGAGGUUUUGAAAAAAGACUUAGCAGUCAUGGAGCAAGAUUUAGCUUUAGCUUCUGAAAAAGCUGGUCGAGUCUUGACGGAAGUAACAGAAAGAGCAAUGCAGGCUGAAAUUGUAAAAAAUCAAGUACAGAUAGUCAAAGAAAAAGCAGAAGCUCUUGUAGCCUACAUUGCAGAGGAAAAAGAAAAAGCUGAAAUAAAACUCGAAGCUGCAAAACCUGCAUUAGAAGAAGCUGAGGCAGCCCUGAAUACUAUCAAACCGGCACAUAUAGCUACAGUUCGUAAGCUGGGCAGACCUCCACAUCUUAUUAUGAGAAUCAUGGACUGUGUGCUCAUUCUCUUUCAACGUCGUUUACACCCUGUUAUAUCGGACACAGCUGCUCCCUGUCCGAAGCCAUCUUGGGCAGAAUCUUUAAAGAUGAUGGCUAGUACGACAUUUUUGUUGCAACUUCAAAACUAUCCAAAAGACAUAAUAAAUAAUGAAAUGGUUGAACAUCUUAAUCCGUACUUUGAAAUGGAAGAUUACAAUAUGGAUACAGCUAAGAGAGUAUGCGGAGACGUUGCUGGUUUACUGUCUUGGACAAAGGCGAUGGCUUUCUUUCACAGUGUCAAUAAAGAAGUGUUGCCUCUUAAAGCUAAUCUUUUGCUGCAAGAAGCCAGGUUGAAGGUGGCUAUGGAUGACCUGGCAUCGGCAGAAAGGCAAUUAGAAGAAAGAGAAAUGUCGCUCAGAAAGGUAAAGGAACAAUAUGAAUCAGCAGUUUCUGAAAAACAACAAUUGACCGACGCUGCUAAUGUGUGUUUAAGAAAGAUGACAGCUGCUACAGCACUGAUAAAUGGGCUGGGAGGUGAAAAGAUAAGAUGGACUCAACAAAGUAAAGACUUCAAAGAACAGUUGGGAAGACUGGUUGGUGAUGUUGUUUUAGCUACUGGGUUUUUGUCGUAUUGUGGUCCUUACAAUCAAGAGUUCAGAAAUAGUUUACUAAAGACUUGGAUGGGGAUUUUGACAAGCAAACAAAUACCUGUAACUCAGGAUUUAAAUAUCACUAAUAUGCUGGUAGAGAAUGCAACUAUAUCCGAAUGGACUUUACAAGGACUGCCUAAUGAUGAACUAUCUGUCCAAAAUGCCCUUAUUGUAACCAAGUCUAGUUCCUACCCGCUUUUAGUAGACCCUCAAAGUCAAGGAAAGAAUUGGAUAAAAAACAAAGAAAGCUCCAAUGAAUUGCAAAUUACUUCUCUAAAUCACAAAUAUUUUAGAACUCAUUUGGAAGAUAGUCUGUCUCUAGGAAGGCCUUUGCUAAUAGAAGAUGUUGCCGUUGAAUUAGAUCCCGUAAUAGACAACGUACUGGAAAAGAAUUUCAUUAAAUCAGGAUCGAUUGAAAAAGUAAUUGUAGGCGACAAGGAAUGUGAUGUAAUGCCUGGAUUUAUGCUGUAUAUCACUACAAAACUUCCUAAUCCGGCGUAUUCACCUGAAAUAAGUGCUAAGACAUCGAUUAUAGACUUUACUGUAACCAUGCGGGGACUCGAAGACCAGUUGCUUGGGCGAGUGAUCUUGAUGGAAAAAUCUGAUUUAGAAGAAGAGCGCGUAGCCUUAUUUGAAUCUGUUAUGAAAAAUCAGAGAAGUAUGAAAGAGUUGGAAAGCAAUUUACUUUGUCGUUUAACGUCCUCUGAAGGAUCUUUGGUAGAUGACGAAGCUUUAAUUCAAGUAUUACAAAUAACAAAAACAACUGCAGAGGAGGUAAACGAAAAACUUAAAGUAGCUGAAGUAACAGAAAAGAAAAUUGUAAAAGCGAGAGAAGAAUUUAGGGCAGUCGCUGCCAGAGGCUCCAUCCUGUACUUCUUGAUUGUGGAAAUGAGUAAUGUUAACAUAAUGUACCAGAACUCAUUAAAGCAAUUUUUAAAUAUUUUUGAUAACUCAAUAACUAAGUCUACAAAGACCAAUGUAACUGAAGAAAGAAUAAAUAUAAUUUUGAAGUAUUUGACGCACGAGGUUUGGGCGUUUACGUUACGCAGCCUGUAUGAACGCCACAAAGCCUUAUUCACACUUAUGUUAGCGAUGAAAAUAGACUGUCAAAGUGGUUUGAUUUCGCAUGACGAGUUUAUGGCAUUUAUCAAAGGCGGUGCGUCGUUAGAUUUGAAUGCCGUCACACCAAAACCAUUUAGAUGGAUUUUAGAUAUUACCUGGUUGAAUCUCGUUGAAAUAAGUAAACUUAAAACUUUUGGUGAUGUUCUUAGCAGGAUAACAAGUAAUGAAAAAGAAUGGCGCGUUUGGUAUGAAAAAGCAAAACCAGAAGACGAAAGUUUUCCAUGUGGUUAUCAAGAAAGCUUGGAUGUCUUUAGAAAGCUAUUGCUGAUUAGAUCUUGGAGUCCUGAUAGAACAUUGUCUCAAGCACGAAAAUAUAUAUGUGAUUCUCUUGGGCCUGAAUAUGGAGAAGGGCGCAUUCUUAACUUAGAAACUACCUGGGAAGAAUCCGAACCCCGUACUCCUUUAAUUUGUAUUUUAUCUAUUGGGUCAGACCCUUCAGCACAAAUCGCAACACUUGCAAAAGCAAAAGAAAUCGUUUUGAAAUCGGUAUCUAUGGGACAAGGGCAAGAGAUAGUAGCAAGAAAAAUGAUUUCUGAUUCCAUGAACGAAGGUGGUUGGGUACUGCUCCAGAAUAUCCAUUUAUCACUUCCAUUCUGUGUAGAAGCAAUGGACGCCUUGAUUGAAACAGAGCAUAUUCAAGAAUCAUUUAGACUUUGGCUUACGACAGAAGUGCACACUGAAUUUCCUAUUGGCCUACUACAAAUGGCUAUCAAGUUUACGAAUGAACCUCCUCAAGGCAUCAGAGCGAGUAUGAAGAGAACGUAUCAAAACAUAACGCAAGACAGCCUAGAUUAUUCAUCUCUAUCUCAAUGGCCUCCACUCCUAUACGCGGUUGCAUUUCUACACACGAUCGUACAAGAACGAAGGAAAUUUGGACCUUUAGGAUGGAAUAUUCCGUACGAAUUUAACCAAUCAGAUUAUGCUGCUAGCGUUCAAUUUGUGCAAAAUCAUUUAGAUGAUAUAGACCCUAAAAAGGGCAUAUCUUGGCCAACAAUAUGCUAUAUGCUUGGUGAAGUAAUGUACGGUGGUCGUGUCACAGAUGAUUUCGACAAACGCUUGCUUACUACUUUUACAAAUGUGUGGUUCUGUGACGUACUUUUACGCCCUGGUUUCGAGUUUUAUAAAGGUUACAAAGUUCCUACAACACGAAAUAUUCAAGGAUAUGUAGAUUAUAUCAAUCAGCUCCCUCUGACUGACACUCCUGAGGUAUUUGGGCUGCACGGAAACGCUGAUAUAACGUAUCAAAUUAACAGCGCUAAAGACAUUUUAGAUACGAUAUUAAAUGUUCAGCCCAAAGAAGGAGGUAGUCAAGGCGGAGAAACGAGAGAAAGUAUCGUAUAUCGGUUAGCUGAGGACAUGUUGGAAAAGCUACCAAAGCAAUACGUCAGUUUUGAAGUAAGAGAAGCGCUGGUCAAAAUGGGUGCUUUUCUUCCGAUGAAUAUUUUUUUAAGACAAGAAAUUGAUAGAAUACAAAAAGUAGUAAAAACAGUUAGUUCUACGUUAUGCGACCUGAAGUUAGCCAUUGACGGGACUAUUGUGAUGAGUCAGGGUCUCAGAGAAUCAUUGGACGCUAUGUACGACGCACGUAUUCCUCAGAAAUGGCUCAAGGUAUCGUGGGAGUCGGCGACGCUAGGGUUCUGGUACACAGAGUUGUUAGAACGUGAACAGCAAUACAGAAUUUGGCUGCGAAACGGGCGACCCUCUGCAUUUUGGAUGACUGGCUUUUUUAAUCCACAGGGAUUUUUGACAGCUAUGAGACAGGAGGUGACACGUAGUCACAAGGGUUGGGCUCUGGACUCUGUGGUGCUCCAAAACCACAUCACAAAGCUUAAUCGGGAAGAAGUCCACGAAGGGCCCGCGGAGGGCGUUUAUGUAUACGGCCUGUUUUUGGAAGGAGCCUCCUUGGACAGGAAAACCGGUAAACUGAUAGAGUCAAAGCCCAAAGUGCUAUACGAACAAAUGCCUGUCAUUUACAUCUUCGCCAUUAACACAACUGCAGGCAAAGACCCAAGAUUAUAUGAAUGUCCAAUCUAUAGGAAACCACAGCGUACCGACGCGAAGUACGUCGGGUCUAUAGAUUUUGAAACGGACAGCAACCCCAGGCAUUGGACGCUAAGAGGUGUGGCUUUGCUGUGUGACAUCAAAUAAAUUUACUUUCAUCUAACUAAAUUAUUUAUAUUGAUUCUGGAAA
Messenger RNA from Trichoplusia ni (cabbage looper), 4957 nucleotides. It is a transcript of the gene Dhc1, whose product is annotated as dynein heavy chain 5, axonemal-like. NCBI's taxonomy places the organism in Eukaryota, Metazoa, Arthropoda, Insecta, Lepidoptera, Noctuidae. Bases 1 to 4914 code for a protein of 1637 amino acids. Gene Ontology annotation, cellular component: dynein complex. Gene Ontology annotation, molecular function: dynein intermediate chain binding; dynein light intermediate chain binding; minus-end-directed microtubule motor activity. The record is from RefSeq and is a predicted model, not a curated record. The transcript is spliced from 12 exons. Gene Ontology annotation, biological process: microtubule-based movement.